This is a messenger RNA of Anolis carolinensis (green anole), 2665 nucleotides long. RefSeq lists its product as uncharacterized. The record is from RefSeq and is a predicted model, not a curated record. Bases 1682 to 2572 code for a protein of 296 amino acids. The transcript is spliced from 9 exons. NCBI's taxonomy places the organism in Eukaryota, Metazoa, Chordata, Lepidosauria, Squamata, Anolidae.
GCAAAGUAUGGUGGUAUGGGAAAUAAAGUAUUGAGGAAUUGGUGGUAGUUAAGGUCAAGGGUCCCCUGGGCUGAUUGGGUUGCUAGGAGACCAAGUGAGUAGAGCUUAGCCUUCUAACUGGCAGCAAUUGGAUAAAAACAAUUAUUCCUCUCCCUCUAAUUAGGACUUUAUUUUUCUUUUCUUUUUGUUGUAUCAACCUAGAGGCAUGGAUGAGGGGUUGUGCUGUCAAUUUUCGAGGUUGUGGGGUGUUUACUUUUGUUGUUUUGUCCGCUGCCGUGAUGCCAUCACUCUUUUAUAUAUAUAGAUAUAUAGAUAUAUAUAUAUACACACACAAUGAUGGAUCUGGAACAAACUUGGCACCCAUACUCAAUAUGCCCAAAUGUGAACACUGGUGGAGUUUGGGGAAAAUAGACCUUGACAUUUGGGAGUUGUAGUUGAUGGGAUUUAUAGUUCGCCUACAAUCAAACAACUUCUUGAAUCCCACUAAUGAUCAAAUUGGGCACUUGUAUAAAUGUCUCUAUAUACCCAUGGCCUUUAUAUCUGAUGUGAGAGAGCAAACUCUACUGACAUCCUCUCCGGUGGAAGUGAGUAAACCCUCCAUCCUUUGCCUCCAUCCCGUUUGUGUCUUGUUCGAUCCUUCGGAGACGAGACACGCCGGGACUCUGUACCCGCAAAUCCACGGAGGCUGAAGUCACUUCCCAUCCCGAGGAAGAUGGAUGAUUGUCAUUUCAAUAAAUACAGACGAACCCGCAAUGCUCUCCGGGCUGGCAAUCCAAGAUGGAAGGCGCUCUUGCACAACUGUUGUUGCAUUGAGAUUGCCCGAUUUUGUAAAGGUCAACCACCCGUUGAUUUCUGUGUUAGAAGUCCCUCGGAGUGUUAAGGAAAUACUUAGAUAUUUGACAUUUUUUUAGGCCCGGCUUCCUCAUUCUGGUGCUCGAAAUACACACAAAGGGGAUUCUACGGGGAAGCAACGGGAGGCAGGAACGAGUUGCAAGAUCCAGUUUUGUGAGAUUUCAGGGAUUUUCCGGUCUUGAAAAGACACACAUUGCUGUGUUUCGAUCCGUGAAUAAAAAAAAUCAGUUACAAUUACAUAUUCCAACAAGACUGACAACAGACCUCGUAAAACUACAGCUCACCUGAUUCAAGGCACGGAGCCGAGUGCUGUCGAUCUGCAUUAUUAUUACAAUAUAGACCAAUCCGUUGAUAGGACAACUCUAAUUUACGUUGUUGGGUUAUCCAAAAAAUCCAAAAAAUUGCGUUCGAGCAAUAUCCGAGGGUGCCUCUACACUAUAAUUAAAGCACUUCGAUAUCACUUUAACAGCUAUAAUAAUGAUUAUUAUUGUUAUUAUUAUUAUUAUUGCCAUGGCUCAAUGCUACGGAAUAUCGAGCACAUUCUCGGGCAGCGAAGGACGAAGACCCAGUCAAAUCGGAACUCAAAGUGCAUUAAAUGAACAGUGUAGACACUCCUCUGGUCUACCUUCCGUCACUUGGGGAAAUGGGGAAAAACUGAAAAGAAAAAGAAAACCUGAUGUCAAUAGAAGAAGAUCCAGUUUUGCCUCGUGUUUGUACUUGGAAGGAGUGGUUUCCCCAGAGUGUAUAUAAGUCGUGCCAGUCUUUCCAAACUUUGUGUGCCGAAAAUAAUAAGAGACGUCCGUAGGACCUUCUCCAGACAAGAACCACGAUGAAGCCUCAAUGUUUGCUUCUCGUGAUCCUUCUCGUCCUUCCAACAAGGGCUUCUUCUUGCGUGACCCGUUGGUUCGAUCGGGACGACCCGUCAGGAGUGGGAGACUUCGAAACCACUGUCGACUUGAGGAAGGAGUAUCCCGGGCAGAUUUGCUCAAAUCCCAUUGAGAUCGAAGCCCAGACCGUGGACGGGAUCCCCGCAGGAAACACAGGACAGAUAUUUAAUCCGUUCAACGCCGCGGAAGGAUUCGCUUGUGUCAACGCGGCGCAGAAAACCGGUUCCUGCCGGGAUUACAGAGUCCGCUUCACCUGCCCUCCGGAGUUCUGCUCAGGAUGCACAACACGUUGGUUCGACCGGGACGACCCGUCAGGAGUGGGAGACUUCGAAACCACCGUCGACUUGAAGAAGGAGUAUCCCGGGCAGAUUUGCUCGGAUCCCAUUGGGAUCGAAGCCCAGACCGUGGACGGGAUCCCCGCAGGAAACACAGGACAGAUAUUUAAUCCGUUCAACGCCGCGGAAGGAUUCGCUUGUGUCAACGCGGCGCAGAAAACCGGUUCCUGCCGGGAUUACAGAGUCCGCUUCACCUGCCCUCCGGAGUUCUGCUCAGGAUGCACAACACGUUGGUUCGACCGGGACGACCCGUCGGGGAAGGGAGACUACGAACUCACCGCCGAUCUCAGGAAAGAAUAUCCGAACGGGAUCUGCGCCGAACCCGUAGCCAUCAGUGUCCAGACGCUGGACGGGACUCCGGCCUCCCAGACUGGACAGACGUUUGCUGUGUUCGACGCCACGGAAGGCUUUGCCUGCGUCAACCAGGACCAGGUGUCGGAGGGAAAGUCCUGCCGGGACUACAAGGUCCGGUUCAGCUGCCCCAAGAGCUUCUGCUGAGGAGACCAAAAGUGGGAUCCGAAGGCAUGACGAAGAGGAUCCCAUCAACCGUUGCAAUGGUUGGCAAUAAAGGCAUGAGAAAGACCAAAAAAA